Molecule: messenger RNA, 1607 nt
Organism: Rubroshorea leprosula
Lineage: Eukaryota; Viridiplantae; Streptophyta; Magnoliopsida; Malvales; Dipterocarpaceae
Source: the annotation of a GenBank genome assembly
UUAAAUUGAUUAAUACUCUUGUUAGAGUGAAACUAACUCAUCAGUAAGUUUAAGGACAAAAAGACUCACUACUACAGCUACGUACAAACCAACAUUGUGAAACUAAGUCUAAUCAAAUCUAAAAUAAUGUAGAAUCAGAGCGGAUCUAACAUGCUGCACGACUUUUUCCAUUAUCUCAUUUACUUAACAACUUUCUUAGGCAUUUAGAAAAGAAAAAUGAGAGAGAAAGAUAGAGAGAGAGAGAGAGAGAGAGAGAGAGAGGGGUGGUAGUCGGACGACGAUCACUAGCAAGGCGGACGACACUGAAUCAAGAGCGUGCAGGAUCCUGGGGUAGAAGCAGAAUCAGAAGGAGGGAAACAGAGGAACAGAGGCGAAGGCAACAUGAGCAGAACCAGACUCGGAAGUGGAAGAACGAGGGUGCUUAUGACAAGGGAUUGUAUAAGCAAGCCACACCAUACUUUUUCUCCAAUUUUCCGGAUGACUGGAGCUAUGCAGACAUGUGGAGAACAUUUCGAAAAUUUGGAAGGAUAUGAUGAUGGGAAGAAAGAAGAAGGGGAGCGGAGGAAUUAUCAAGCUGUGGUCCCAAAAAUUCAAGACAAAAGUUAUGCAGAAGUGGUGCGGGGAUUACAGGAAAGAGGACCGAAAAAGGGGGGAGAUUCUCUGCCCAAUCAAGAAUUAGAAAGAAGGCCAACAAGCAGCAGCAACAAAACCAAAACCGUACAUGGAAGCUUCAGUUAUAGGAGAGUUUGGAAGGAAAAAGGAAUAGGAAAAAGGUGGGAAGGAAUUGAGUAUAAUGCAAAACCAGAAGAUUAUGAAUGGCUUAAAGGGUGCUAUGUAGGAAUGGUUCAUUCCGUUGAGAUGGUUCGAAAUCUUCAGGAGAAAUUUUACAUGGAGGGUUAUUUUUCCUGUCGGAUUCAAGCUAUGGGUGGGAAGAUGGUCUUGUUAGAUUGUGAGGAGAAAAAUGAACUGAAGGAUCUUGUGGAAAUGGCCUCAGAUUGGCUAAGCCAAUGGUUUGAAGUUGUGCGUCCUUGGACACCGGAAUCAGUAGCUAAUGAGAGAUUCGUGUGGGUUAGAUGUCAAGGGGCACCAUUAAAUGUAUGGGGGCUGGAUUUCUUUGCAAACAUGGCCUGUUCUUGGGGAAAAUUCAUCUGUUUAGAUGAUAACGCAAGCAAAAAAGUGAGAUUCGACAUUGCAAGAUUCUUGAUCUCUACUCCGAUUAGAAAUACAAUAUCGGUUGUUCGCCAAAUUCUAAUCAACGGGAAAGUAUGCAAUCUGAAAUUCACAGAAGAGGAAUUUACCAACAGUUUCUUUUCCCUAAAACAUGACUUCUUCCCAACAUUGCAAAGUGAUUCCGAAGAGAAUGAAGGAUGGUCAACCGAAAGUGAGAGGGAGAAACAAGAUUUUGCAUUUGCAGAGAAGUAUGCCCAGGCAAAUGGAAGCUGUCUUCAGGAAGAAGAUGAUGACGUGGCGGGUUGGCUGAGAAGGGGAAUGGAGAAACCUCGGGAACAUACCACAUCGGGGAAGGAGAAAUAGUGUGUCACAGGGGAGGACAGCCUGGAACUCAUUCAAAAUUUGAACGAGAUAGAGAAUAGAGUAGGGGCAGAGGA